Molecule: messenger RNA, 5617 nt
Organism: Exaiptasia diaphana
Lineage: Eukaryota; Metazoa; Cnidaria; Anthozoa; Actiniaria; Aiptasiidae
Product: CAD protein
Biological process (GO): L-glutamine metabolic process; 'de novo' pyrimidine nucleobase biosynthetic process; L-arginine biosynthetic process
Cellular component (GO): carbamoyl-phosphate synthase complex; cytoplasm
Molecular function (GO): aspartate carbamoyltransferase activity; hydrolase activity, acting on carbon-nitrogen (but not peptide) bonds, in cyclic amides; carbamoyl-phosphate synthase (glutamine-hydrolyzing) activity
Source: RefSeq, a predicted model, not a curated record
CGGCUAAUGGCGUCACUGUGGUCAUACUUUUCAUCUCCAGACACCGCAGAAAAAACGAGUAACUCGACAACUAUGGCGAGUCUAAUCCUCAAUGAUGGCACAGUAUUUAAAGGAAAGGUUUUUGGUGCUGCCAAAAGUGUUUCUGGAGAAGUCGUUUUUCAAACUGGUAUGGUAGGGUAUCCAGAAUCUCUGACUGACCCCUCCUAUCAAUCACAAUUGCUUGUCCUUACCUACCCCCUGAUAGGUAAUUAUGGUAUACCUAAUGUGAAAGUAGACRAACAUGGUCUUGAUGUUGAGUUUGAAUCUGAUAAAAUAUGGGUCUCUGGUCUUGUGGUUGGYGAUUAUGUAGAUGAGUAUAGUCACUGGAAUGCCAAGAAAUCACUCUCUGAUUGGCUGAAAGAGAAAGGAAUACCAGGAAUUACUGGUGUCGAUACAAGGGCAUUAACAAAGAAAAUCAGAGAAGAAGGAAUGAUGCUGGGAAAGAUAAUCCUUGAUGGAGUUGAUCCAAAAUCGAUUGAAUUUGAUGAUCCUAAUAUCAGAAACCUUGUUAAUGAGGUUUCUUGUAAGAAACCAACAGUGUUCAAUUCAUCUGGAAGUCCUARAAUCAUAGCAGUUGAUUGUGGAAUUAAGUAUAAUCAGAUACGUUGCCUUGUGUCGCGUGGUGCUUGUGUAAAAGUUGUACCAUGGAACUAUGACUUCAACCCUGAAGUAAAAAGUGGAGAUUAUGAUGGGGUGUUUCUUAGUAAUGGACCAGGAGAUCCAAGCUUUUCAUUCACAGCCAUAGAAAACAUUAGAAAGCAUGUCAUGUAUGAUAAGGCAAAGCCAUUGUUUGGUAUUUGUCUUGGUCAUCAGUUGCUGUCAUUGGCUAUUGGUUGUAAAAGCUUUAAAAUGAAGUAUGCCAUCAAAGCAUUAAAAGAAGAAGGCAUUCAGACUGUCUUGGUCAACCCUAACAUUGCAACAGUACAAACAACCAAAGGUCUUGCAGACAAAGUUUAUUUCUUGCCAAUCACAGUGGAUUAUGUCACACAGGUWAUUGAGAGUGAGCUUCCAGGAGGGAUUCUACUGGGUUUUGGUGGCCAGACGGCAUUGAACUGUGGAAUAGCACUAAGAGACAAAGGUGUUUUGGAAARGUUUGRUGUCAAAGUGCUGGGUACUCCUGUCAGCUCUAUUGUUGCCACAGAAGACAGGCAACAGUUUGCACAGAAGAUGAAGGAAAUCAAAGAACUGGUUGCUCCUAGUGAACCAGCUUUCUCAGUAGAUCAGGCCAUAGCAGCAGCUGAAAGGAUAGGCUAYCCUGUCAUGGUGCGAGCAGCAUUUGCACUUGGAGGUGCAGGCUCUGGCUUUGCUGACAACAAGGAAGAGCUUGUCGCACUGGUGUCUGUUGCUUUUGCCAAYACCAAGCAAGUCAUCAUUGACAAAUCAUUGAAAGGAUGGAAAGAAGUAGAGUAUGAAGUGGUCAGAGAUGGCUAUGAUAACUGCAUUACUGUUUGUAAUAUGGAGAAUGUAGAUCCUUUAGGGAUCCACACAGGAGAGUCAAUAGUGGUUGCUCCAAGUCAGACACUGACUAAUGAUGAAUAUAACAUGUUGCGUAGCACAGCUAUCAARGUUAUACGUCAUUUAGGUGUGGUAGGAGAAUGUAACAUUCAAUAUGCUUUGAAUCCCGACAAUAAAGAUUACUACAUCAUUGAGGUCAAUGCCCGUCUAUCUCGCAGCUCAGCCUUGGCAUCAAAAGCCACAGGGUACCCACUAGCUUAUGUUGCAGCAAAGCUUGCUCUGGGUAAACCUUUGCCUGAGCUUCGUAACUCUGUGACCAAUAAAACAACUGCRUGCUUUGARCCAAGUCUUGAUUACGUUGUUGUAAAGAUUCCUCGUUGGGAUCUCAGGAAGUUCAGUCGUGUCAGUACAAAGAUUGGUAGCUGCAUGAAGAGUGUGGGGGAAGUGAUGGCCAUUGGGAGAAAAUUUGAAGAAGCYCUACAAAAGGCACUCAGAAUGGUUGAUGAAGGCAAUCUUGGCUUUGAUUCUCACAAGCAUCUUCCAGAUGACUUGGAACUCAAGGAGCCAUCUGACCARCGAAUCCAUGUCCUUGCGGCAGCUUUAAAGAAUGGAUAUAAUAUUGACAAGCUGUAUGAACUGACAAAGAUUGACARGUGGUUCUUGAGUCGCAUGAAAUGCAUUACUGAUUACAAUACAUUACUCAAGUCGUACAGGACAGAUGGUUCAACUACUGCAGGAUCAUCAGUACAUGCACCMUUURCUUCUACAGAAAAGGCUCCAGAAAUCACGUAUGAGCACAUGAUGAAGGCUAAGCAACUGGGCUUUUCUGAUAAGCAAAUUGCUAAAUGUAUUCACAGCACUGAACUUGCGGUAAGACACCUUCGACAUGAAAUGAAAAUCACMCCAUUCAUCAAGCAAAUUGACACGGUKGCUGCAGAAUAUCCAGCCUUUACAAACUAUUUAUAYUUAACAUACAAUGCUGCCGAGAAUGAUAUUGACUUCCAAGGGAAUGCUGUCAUGGUACUAGGGUCUGGCGUGUACAGGAUUGGAAGUAGUGUGGAGUUUGACUGCUGUGCUGUUGGUUGCAUCAGAGAACUCAGAAAGCUGGGAAAGAAGACAAUAAUGGUGAAUUAUAAUCCAGAGACUGUAAGCACUGACUAUGAUGAAUGUGAACGACUGUACUUUGAUGAAGUCUCAUUUGAGAGUGUAAUGGAUAUUUAUACAAAAGAGAACCCAGAAGGAAUCAUUCUUAGUAUGGGUGGACAGUUACCCAAUAAUAUUGCUAUGCAGUUGCAUAGGCAACAGGCCAGGAUAUUGGGCACUUCGCCUGAAUCAAUUGAUAAUGCUGAAAACAGGUUCAAGUUCUCUAGAAUGCUGGACAACAUUGGUAUCUUACAGCCACAGUGGAAGGAGUUGACAACUAUCAAGAAUGCUAAAGAGUUCUGCCAUAAAGUAGGCUAUCCAUGUCUUGUCCGUCCGUCCUACGUAUUGAGUGGUGCUGCUAUGAUWGUUGCAUACAAUGAUAAUGAUGUGGACAGCUUCUUGUCAAGUGAUGUGUUUUUAUCCAGAGAUCAGCCUGUUGUCAUCUCUAAGUUCAUUCAAGAAGCUAAGGAGAUUGAUGUUGAUGCYGUUGCAUGCGAUGGUAAAGUGAUUGCAAUGGCAAUCUCRGAGCACGUUGAGAAUGCAGGGGUUCAUUCAGGUGAUGCUACAAUGGUUCUACCCCCUCAAGAUAUGAAUGAAGAAACCAUUAGUAAAAUACGUAUAAUAUGCUACUCUAUUGCUGAAGCCUUGUCAGUAACAGGGCCAUUCAACAUGCAGCUUAUAGCUAAGGACAAUCAACUCAAGGUGAUUGAAUGCAAUCUCAGGGUUUCUCGUUCUUUUCCUUUUGUCUCUAAAACCCUGGAUCAUGACUUUGUCUCCAUGGCAACWAAAGUGAUUUGUGGAGAAGAGGUUGAGCCUGUUUAUGAUCUCAAUGGAUGUGGACGAGUCGGUGUAAAGGCUAAAAAUGAAUUGCUUCAUAGUGUCAGGACACUGAAAGAUCUUGGUUUUAUUCUGUAUGCAAGUGUUGGUACAGCUGACUUUUAUACAGCACAUGGCAUUAAGGUGAAUCCAGUAGACUGGCCUUUAGAAGAAGGAAAUGGAGAAGGUCCUGAAGAACACAGUAUUUCUGACUACCUUUCACAAAACAAGAUUGACCUGUUUAUUAACUUACCUUUGAGGAGUAAUGCUUGUCUGAAAACAUCCUUUAUAACGCGUGGGUACAGAACAAGAAGAAUGGCCAUUGAUUUCUCUGUACCGCUCAUUACUAACAUCAAGUGUGCCAAGUUAUUUGUUGAGCUUGCCAUAGAGGGUGCACGGUGUGACUAUGGAAUCUAUCUUGGUGCUGGACCAAACAACUUUGAUGCCAUCAAGAGCAUAGCCCACCAAGCCGCUGGUCUAAAGAUGUAUCUAAAUGAAACCUUCACYACACUACAACUCAAUGACUUGACAACCUGGAGCAAGCACUUGGAAAGCUGGCCUAAACACCUYCCACUUGUUUGUCAUGCUGAAUCUAGGACYACAGCAGCUAUCUUACURUUAGCUGAGCUUGCWCAAAGGCCUGUUCACAUUGCUCAUGUAGCGCGUAAAGAAGAGAUUCUAGUGAUCAAAGCUGCAAAGGAUCGUGGGAUGGCUGUCACGUGUGAAGUAGCCCCGCAUYACCUGUUCUUAACUGACAAGGAYGUGGAUAGGAUUGGUCAAAGCUGGAUCAAAGUCAAACCCCCAGUSGUCACUGAGGAAGAUCAGAAUGCCUUAUGGGAAAAUCUCGAGUACAUUGACUGCUUUGCUACGGAUCAUGCACCUCACACAAUCGAAGAAAAGAACUCUGAAAACGCCCCUCCAGGAUUCCCAGGACUAGAGACCAUGCUUCCUUUACUUCUCACGGCCGUUCACCAGGAACGCCUGACUAUAGAGGACCUUGUCAACAAGCUUUAUCACAAUCCUCGUCGAAUCUUCGGUCUACCAGAGCAGAAGGACACGUAUGUUGAGGUAGAGAUUGGGAACGAGUGGACUAUCCCCAAGGCCAUGACAUACUCAAAAUCACGUUGGACRCCAUUUGCUGGGAUGAAAGUGUACGGGAUGGUACGACGUGUUGUACUCAGAGGGCAAAUCGCUUGUAUUGACGGCAAGGUUUUAGCACAACCCGGCUUUGGUGAAGAUGUCCGACAUGGUGGUGUGGUACCGGUGUACGGUCCUCAAUUACCUCCCGCUGUAUCACAAUUACCCGGUAGUCCAAGGAAGAAGGAUACCCGGUGGGCGUUCCCACCACCAGUACACCGUACCACUGGAGUGGAGCCUCUUCCAGCUUCUGCAGAGGGAACUCCACACACGGGAGACGUCACCCCAGUUGGUUCCACRACCCCCAGGACACCCACUAAAUCCCAGGCACCAGUGCCGUUUCUUCUUCCACAUGUUCAAAUGCGCAUUCCUCAUAACGUCAUCGCCGGAAGUAUUCUUAGUGCUAGCCAGUUCUCCAAGGAACAGUUGCACGUUAUCUUCAACACUUCUCAUGAGAUGCGUAAAAUGGUGCAGCGAGAAGGUGGAAAUAACAUCUUGAAGGGUCGUGUAAUGGCGUCAAUGUUUUACGAGGUCAGUACUCGGACGUCCUCAUCGUUCGCUGCUGCCAUGCAAAGACUGGGAGGCACCGUUAUCCAUGUCAACGGCACAGAUUCGUCUGCAAAGAAAGGAGAGUCCUUGUCAGGAAGCAGCAAGGAACUGUCAUAAGCCCGUGAUUAAUGGCGGUGACGGUGUAGGUGAACACCCAACACAAGCUUUGCUGGAUGUCUUUACCAUCAGAGAAGAAAUCGGUACAGUGAAUGGGUUAACGGUAACCAUGAUAGGCGACUUGAAAAAUGGUCGAACAGUUCACUCUUUAGCUCGAUUACUCUGUCUAUACCGUGUUACAUUGCGGUACGUGUCUCCACCGUCACUUCAGAUGCCUAACUCGGUCAAAGAGUAUGUACGACAGAGAGGUAUUGUACAGGAGGAAUAUACCAGUCUAAUGGAGGCCAUACACGAUACUGAUGUCUUGUAUGUCACAAGAAUUCAACGUGAACGAUUUGAUUCACAGGAAGAGUAUAACAAG